Drosophila novamexicana is the source of this 4171-nucleotide messenger RNA. It is a transcript of the gene Ac3, whose product is annotated as adenylate cyclase type 3. NCBI's taxonomy places the organism in Eukaryota, Metazoa, Arthropoda, Insecta, Diptera, Drosophilidae. The coding region runs from base 267 to 3773 and encodes 1168 amino acids. Gene Ontology annotation, molecular function: adenylate cyclase activity. Gene Ontology annotation, cellular component: plasma membrane. Gene Ontology annotation, biological process: cAMP biosynthetic process; adenylate cyclase-activating G protein-coupled receptor signaling pathway; intracellular signal transduction. The transcript is spliced from 18 exons. The record is from RefSeq and is a predicted model, not a curated record.
AGCAAUUGGCUCGCGCGACGCUUCUCACUAAAAUAGGUCCGCAGCAGCAGCCACAGCAGCAGUUAACAAAAAAAAAAAAUAAAACGAAAACCACAUCGAAGCCGUUUGCAAAAGAGCAGCUCCCGAAGUUCGCCCAACCCCCCAACCAUCCCGCAUCGUAUCAUAAAUAAGUAAAGAUAACAGGGAAAACGGAAAUGACCAGACUCCAUUUAUAAAACCAAAAACGGCGAUCAACGAAUAACUUGGCAACUGCAAGACCUCGCAACAUGCCGGAAGAGAAGGCGACAACAGCUGCCAAUCUCGAGAAUGGCCAGACAACGGCAGCAUCCACGCCGAGCAAAGCCAAACGCCUAAGGACCCCACCACGCCGACGGCCACCCAACGAGGGGGAUGUGGUCGCGGGCGGUGUGGGCAUCACGGGCGGCGGCGUCGUCAUCCUGCCGCAGCACGUACUCAACGAACUCUAUCACAAUUAUUCCAUCAAGCAGCGACGCAGCGGCCUCAAGUGGUUUCUAUUCGCGGCCGUUCUCUUUAAUCUCUGGACGAUUUUCAUACCCUGGGAGCAGGCUUUAACAACAAGGGUGGUCAACUGUUGCGUGUUCAAGGCCUAUAUGACGCUGGCGGCCCUCCUGCACAUUGGACGCCGUUCGGAGCAGCCGGCCUUUAGACGUUUCCGUCAGCCGCUGUUGACGAUUGUUCCGCGCGCCUUGUGGCUGCUCUCGAUGCUGCAUUUUGCCGCCUAUGUGAUGCUUCAGGCCAGCUUUUCGCCGCGAGACGUGCUCGGCUGGGCCAUACUAUUAAACUUCCUGAUAUAUGUGACGCUGCCAUUGCCGCUGAUUUUUCUGGGCCUAGUCGUUGGCUUUUGCACGUAUUUCAAUUGCCUAAGUCUGCCCGUAGGCUUUUCACGGCCGGAUCCGUUAAUCUCAGAUCAGGCGGCGGCUAAUGCGGUUUUAAUAGCCACCGCGGCGUUAAUUGGUCUAUUGUAUUACUUCAUGGGCGAGGCCAAGCAGAAGCGCGCCUUUUUGGAGGCCAAAAAGAGUCUGGAGGUUAAGAUGGUCAUCGAGGAGCAGUCGGCUGAGCAGGAACGCUUGCUACUAUCUGUGCUGCCCAAGCAUGUGGCCAUUAAGAUGCGCGAGGACUUGGGCUCAUCCAGCUCGGAGGCUUUUAAAAAGAUUUACAUGAGUCGGCACGAGAAUGUGAGCAUACUGUAUGCGGAUAUUGUUGGGUUUACCGCCAUUUCCUCGACGUAUAGCGCCCAAGAUCUGGUAAAAAUGCUAAACGAGCUCUUCGCACGCUUCGAUAGGCUCGCCGAGAAGUACCAACAGCUGCGCAUUAAAAUUCUCGGCGAUUGCUAUUAUUGCAUUAGUGGAGCGCCCGACGAGCGGCCGGACCAUGCCGUGCUCUGCGUACACAUGGGACUUUCAAUGGUGAAGGCCAUCAAAUAUGUGCAACAGAAGGCAAACUCACCUGUUGAUAUGCGUGUGGGCAUACACACGGGUGCUGUCCUGGCUGGCAUACUCGGUCAGCGUCAGUGGCAGUUUGACGUUUACUCCAAGGACGUUGAGCUGGCUAAUAAAAUGGAAUCCAGCGGCAAGGCCGGACGCGUGCAUAUUUCCGACAAGACUUUGGCCUUUCUCAAUGGCGAGUUCGAGGUGGAGCCGGCCUUUGGGGAGAAGCGCGAGGAGCUGCUGCGCAUUGCUGGUCUGAAGACCUAUUUCAUUACCAAAGUGGUUAAGCCGUUCGCCUCGCCUUGCGCCAAGAAAAUCCACGAAACCAGAGCAGAAAAUGGCAAUCAUAGUCCGGAAUCCAAUGCCAGUAGCAAUGAUAGCAACGAAAAUGUCGACGAUGACAAUGAUGCCACAGUGGAUGACGAGGAGCUAUUGGCGCAGAGUGUUGUCCUCAAUGGACACAGCCCAACAGCGGCUGAAGAUGAGGAAGAACAAAUCAAGCUCGAGAACUUUAAGCAGCGUCUAAAAGACGAGCUUGUAACGCGCGAUGGACACGAAAAUCUGACCAAGGACACGAACAUCUUCUUGCGCUUCAAGAAUGUGCAGCUGGAGCAGGCCUAUGCCGUCUAUCGGGAGCCGUAUAGUUCGCUGCCCUUGCUGGCCGCUUUGCUGGUGCAGUGCAUCGAUGUGCUGUACUCCUACCUGGUGCUGCCGCGCUCCACGCUGCAUUUCAUUAACAUUGCCGCACCGUUGGUGCCCAUUGCCAUGCUGGUGGCCAUAAGCAUUGCGGAAAGCUUUAGUGGCAUGCUGCCCAAGUUCUUUGUGGAUGUGAGCAAACGCUUCAAUGACAUUACCUUCGUGCGCGAGCUGGCAGCCAUAAUUAUAGCACUUACCAUUGGCCUCAGCAAUGUCAUCGACAUGUUCUUCUUCGUUACCUUCGUGCGCACCGAGCAUAUUGUCAGCGAGAGCGAAUUCAAUGCCACGGCCGGCUUGGAGGAGGUUGUCACCGCCGAGCACCUGCUGCCCGAAUCGUUUGUGGAGCAAAUGCGCGAGGCGGUGCCCACCGAACGUGUCCUAUAUCCGUCCUAUUUGAGCAACUUCAGUGUCCUCAUACUCAUUGCAAUUGCUGUGAUUGCUCAGCUCACGCAUUUAACCAAGAUUCUCCUGCUGUUGUCCAUUGCGGCUUUGCACUGCUAUUUCAAUGUGUGCAUCAUGCAGGACUUGUACGCUCUGGAAGACGAUCUGGCACAUCAGCCGCUCAUAUCAACACGCUAUUGUGCCUCAGGUCUGCUUCUAGUCGCCGCAUUGUCUCUCAGCUUUCUAGCCCGACAUAUGGACCACGAGGAUCGUGUUAUAUUCAAAUGGAAAACCGAGGUGGCCGAGCAAAAGGAAACCGCCAACGAUAUGCGUCAGCGUAAUGAGGCUUUGGUCUACAAUGUGUUGCCCGUGCAUGUGGCCGAGCACUUUAUGAAGAACGCCAAGCGUUCCCAUGAUGAUCUCUACUCCCAAAGCUAUGCCGAGGUGGGUGUGCUGUUUGCCAGCAUGCCCAAUUUUUCAGAUUUCUACUCGGAGGAAACAGUUAACAAUCAGGGCCUGGAGUGCUUGCGUUUUCUGAAUGAGGUCAUCUCCGAUUUCGACGCGCUGCUGGAGCUGCCCCAGUUUCAGGACAUCAUUAAAAUCAAGACUAUUGGCUCCACUUAUAUGGCCGCCAGUGGCAUCAAUUUGCAGCGAAAUCUCCGUAAUGAUGCUCCCAUUACCGAACGCUGGUCCCAUCUGGCUCUGCUAGUGGAGUUUGCGCUGGAACUCAAGCAUGCGCUGCACGGCAUCAACGAGCAGUCGUUCAAUCAUUUCGUGCUCAAAAUGGGCAUCAAUCAUGGCCCCAUUACGGCUGGUGUGAUUGGCGCUCGGAAGCCGCACUACGAUAUCUGGGGCAAUACGGUGAAUGUGGCCUCGCGCAUGGAGAGCACCGGCAAAGCGGGCGCCGUUCAGGUAACCGAGGAGACCUGCAACAUCCUGGAGCAAUUCGGUUAUACGUUUCAGCAGCGCGGCCUGGUGGCAGUCAAGGGCAAGGGUCAGCUGAUGACCUACUAUUUGCAGGGCAAAUCUGAGAGCAGUGCAGCGGAGCCCAAGGCGGCCGUAGAGCUUCAUGAGCCGGAGGCAGUGACAGCGGCCGCGCCACUUAGUCUGGACUGCAGCGCAGAGCUGGAGGCGGAUAUUAAGACGCCGCUGCUAAAGCUCAAGGCACAGGAUGCAGCAACGGAAACCAAUCCGGAAACGUGUUUGGGCAAUGGAACCUUGGCCGAAUCUCAAUCGUUGUUGGAGUAAAUCGAUUGCAUUUUCUACGAGACAUAUUGAUGUGUGUGCGUGUGUGUGUGUGCUUGAGUGAGUGUGUAUGUGUGUGUUCAUGAACGUGAACAUAAAGUUAACUGUUAUACUACUGUUAUACUUACUACUACAUUUGGUUUGCCUAUAUUCGUGUGAUAUUCUGCUAUGUGAACUACCCAAAAAAGAAAAAAAGGAAACAUUUAAAGAAAAAUCGUACUCUUUAGUUGUAUAUUUAUAAAUGGUAUUUGCUUUUGAAAAGUUUGUAAACUGUGUACCUAAAAAUUUAUAACUAAACUAAGUAUUUGAAUUAUUGUGAGCGGUUUUGUUUCAAACAAAUUGUUAUUUAAUUUAAAUUAUAUUAACAACUGUAACAUAACAAAUUAUUUGCUUAAUAACAU